AUGCCUUUAUACUUAAAAGUGAAGAAAUAUAUUGAUUCUGAAGAUUAUAAUAUUGCACGUUCAUUAGGUGGUCCAGCUCAUGGUUAUAGUAAUUUUGUUAAUCCAUUUCUAGAAAUUCCUGAUCCAAGUAAAACUGUUGAAUAUAUGCAGGGUUAUGUGAAUAGAAAAUGUUGCAUUGAGCCAGAUGGCAAACGAACUCCAUUUAUGCGUCGUAGUUGGAAAACAUUUUAUGCUUCACUACGGGAUAUGGUGCUGUAUUUACAUAAAAAUGAAUCUCAAACGGAUACAAAAAUAAUUCUAUGUGAUAAUUCAAUCUCAAAUGCUAUUCGUGUACAUCAUGCUUUAGCAACAGAAGCAAAAGAAUAUACCAAAAAACAACAUGUAUUUAGAUUAAGAACAGCUGAUUGGGCCGAAUAUUUAUUUCAAACAAGUGAUCAUGAACUAUUAAAGAAAUGGGUCGAUGCAAUUAAUUUUGUAGCAGCCACAUUUUCAUCACCUCCACUACCACCAGCCAUUGAUUCAACAUUUAAAUUUCAAAGACCAUUAUUACCAUCUGUACAAACAAGAUUUUCUAUUUUUGAACAAUUUGAUUUUAUUUCACAUCAAAUAACUGAAACGAAAAAACAAUUACAAGAAUUAAAAUCAUCUGAUAAACAAGUAAUUGUACAAACGAGCAAACAACGUGAAAUUCUAGAUAAUAAAGAAAAAAUUGAUUAUCUUGAAUAUGAAUUAACUCGUUAUGAAACUUAUUCCGAUCGUUUACGUCGUCAUUUUCAAGAAUUAAAUCUUGAUCAUCGUAUCGGUUCUCCAAAUUUUAUUCGUUCAACUCUAAUUACCAGUACAUUUAAUAAUACUAAUAAUAAUAAUAAUAAUAAUAAUAACUAUCAUCAUCAAAUUAAUAAUAAUAAUAAUACCAAUAGUUCAAAUUCAACAUCUGUUUCUUCUACGUCUGAUAAUGAUGAUGGUAUAAAUCAAAUUGUAUCUUAUAAUAAAUCUGAAAAUUUUAUUGGUCCAAUUGAACAAAUAUCAGGUGUUCAUCAGACACAAAAUUCUGCACAUCGAUUUCAACAACAUCAAAUAUUACCUACACGUAAUACGACUAAUCGUUCACAUACUCAAUAUACACAAUAUCAAAAAAAAUCUUAUCAUCCACAAAAUAACAGGUAUUCAUAUUUGAUGGCCGUCCAGAAUAAUCCAAUUAUGAAAGAGCACAUGUUAUAA
This is a messenger RNA of Didymodactylos carnosus, 1221 nucleotides long. The record is from the annotation of a GenBank genome assembly. NCBI's taxonomy places the organism in Eukaryota, Metazoa, Rotifera, Eurotatoria, Philodinida, Philodinidae.